GUGAUUCUUGUUCGUACUGCACGUUGUAGAGCAGCAUGGCCUGCAGUCCGUGCUGGGUGUAAGAUAGCAGAUGUCUGUAGAGAUGGUGGAGGUCUCAGUGAGACCAACGCAGCCCCCCCGGCCUGCCGGGAUCCUGCAACAGAACCGGGUCUUCCUCGACUUCUUCUGGGACCUGGCCAAACCGGAGCAGGAGGUCCGGCUGAAGGCGGUGGAGAACCUGAUCCAGUACCUGAAAACAGAAAACAAGGCUGAUGAGCUGGAAUACACCUUUAAAAGGCUGGUGGACGGACUGGCCCACACUCGGGAGGCAGCCAGACCUGCGUUCAGUCUGGCUCUGGGCCAGGUGUUAAACGCCUUUGAAGAUGUCUCCUUGCAGAGCAUACUCCAGAGGAUCAAAGAAAAACAUAACCUGCAAGCUGUGAAAAAGAAACUUGCCAGAAAUGCCAUGUUUGGAAACCUGUUUGGCGUCCUCGCUCUUCAUCAGUCGGGACGCCUCGUCAAAGAGCCCCAGGUGGUGCUGGGAUGUGUGCAGCUCCUUCAGAGCCUGAGCCAGCACAAAGAGCACCUAAAGGACCUACCCAGCAAGACCAUGACAGACAUCCUCACUGAGAUACCAGAGGUGGUGUUUGAGGAGGUUCUGCUAAGCGCUCUGCAAGCUGACUUGGCGUCGGCCUUUAGGACUCCGGAGCAACUCCACCUGCUGCUGGUGGCGCUGCAGCGCUUCCCACAGACGCUUAAACCAAAGAAGCUUAAGAAGCUCCUCGGCUCCUCCACCAUCAUCAAUGCAGACAACAUCCCAAAGUUAGUGGAGGUGUUGAAGAUGGCAGCCCGCUCUGUGAAAAAGGACCUUGCUCUGCCCUCUGUGGCCUUGGACCUACUGAAGCUCUCCUUGAAGGAAGACAGCUUCCAGCUUUUCUGGAAGAAAGCCAUCACUGAGGGAAUGUUCAAGGAGCCGUCCGGACCGACACAUUUCCUGAGCUUCCGUCUGCUGGGCAGCGCACUGCCUCUGCUCUCCUUAUCCCAACUACAGGAGGUUUUAUCCGGAGAGGUGAUGUUGCACUACGGUGAACACGUAGUUUCAGCUCAGAAACCGGACCGCUUUAAAUUGGCCCCGGAGAUGGAUGCCUACGUGUCUGACUUCCUGCAAGGCUGUAAGGACUCUGAAAAACAGCAGGCUGUCAUGGUGAGAUUCUCCUCUCUGACCAACAAUGGCUACCCAGUGGUGCCGUCGGUGUGGAGGACGGUGCAGCACCUGGAGCCUGCCGCUCUGCAGAGCUACGUGGACUGGCUCAAAGAGAUGUUCCUGCAGCCUCGGACCGACCAGUUGCUUGACUUCAGCACCCGCAAGCAGAAAGACAAGCAAGAUACCAAAGAGCAGAAAGAAAGCCCAAUAUUCCGCCUGAGGAGGUGGAUUGUCGCCCGCCUCGCUUCAAUUAUUGACAACCAAUACGUGAAAAAGACGGAGGAGCUUUGCAUGGACGUGGCCAGAUUUGUCUUUUUCCAUGCUUUCUUUACCACUAAGAAAGCUCCCGCCUCCAACAUCGCAGAAACAAGCGGGAAACUUUCUGUCCCACUGGACGAUAAAACCAGAGCAGCUCUUGUUAAUUCAUUCUUUGGACUCCUCCUGUCCAUGCGCCACAUGCAGCUCAGCGAAGACAGCACGGCCGUCAAUCAGAAGCGAUCGCUCGGUGUUGCCGCGGACGGCACCAUGUGGAUCGACCACCUGGCCCAGUACGCCCAGCUCCUGCUCAGCCAUCCCAAAAACGUCCAAAAGGUCCAACCAUUCAGUGCCGAGCAGAAACAGGCCUGGGAGGGCAUGCUGGAGUCUGUGGCAAAUAUGAAGAAAAAGUCCAAAAAAGGCUGGACAGCAGAAAGCGGAGCGUUCCAGCAGCUCUUCCUGCUGGUCGGCAUGCACCUCUUCAAGGCUCCAGAUGAGCUGCUGGACAUUAUGAAGGACCUGCAGAGCUGCAUGGACAAAGCCCAGGAAAAAAAGACCAAGAAGAAGAAACAACAAGAGCAGCCAGAGGAGCCAGAGUGGGUGGAGGUGAUGGUGGACAUUCUGCUGUCCCUGCUGUCCCAGCAGAGCCGACACAUCAGGAAGGUCUGCAGGACGGUCUUCGCCUCCAUCUGCCCCCAUGUCACUGCAGCAGCCCUCACCGCCAUCUUGGAUGUCUUGGACCCAGACAAGGAGGACGAGGAAGACGGUGCUGUAAUCGUCACUGAUGAUGGAGACAAAACACAAAAGGAUGAUGAGGAUGAUGAUGAUGUGGAGGAAGAGGAGGAGGAGGAGGAAGAAGAUGAAGAUAUGGAGGAUGACGAGUCAGAAGAUGAUUCUGAUGAGGAGGAAGCGAUGGAGGACGAUGAAGAUGGUGAAGAGAUGGAGGAGGGAGAAGUGGAUCAAAAUUUCCGCCUGGAGCUGAUGAAGGUUCUUCAGCAAAAGAAUGCUCUGGCUACUGAGGAGGACGCCAGCAGUGAUGAAGACCUGGAUGAUGAUGCCAUGAUGAAGCUGGAUCAGAGCCUGUCAGCGCUGUUCUCUGAGCAGAAGAAGAAGAUUCAGGCAAAGAGAGAUGAGAAGACAAAUUUCCAGAAGGAACGGGCUCUGGUCCGAGACUUUAAGAUAAAGGUGUUGGACCUCAUUGAGGUGUUUGUGGCCCGGCAGGCCCGCAGCCCCCUCAUUCUAGGAUUAGUGGAGCCUCUGCUCAACAUCGUCGACAGAGGAAUGAGCUCUGGGAGCGACCAGCAGGAGCAGGACUUCCUCAGGAGGGCCGCAGAUAUCUUAGAGAACCAGCUGUGCAGGUCCAAAGUUUACUGCAGGACCGCCGGUGACAGGCAGGGGGAGCUCCACGACCUGCUGGACAAACUGAUGAGUAAAGCCAAGAAGCUGUCGGACUCCUCUGUGUGUCUCUAUUACUUCAGCGCUUCUCUUUAUGUGGUGAAAAUGCUGCGUGGAGCUUUACCUGCUGAGACCAAAGAAGAGCCGACAGCUGACGGAGCAGCAGCGGCAGCAGUAAAUGAUCCGAAGUUUAUGGGGAAUGUGGAUGUGGAUCGAGUGUCGAGCCUCUUCAGAGAGGCGCUGGUCUCCUUUAUGAGCAGAAGGAAAAGCCCACUGACCUCUCAGAUGUUCUCUGACCUGUUCACCAGAUUCCCCGUAUUAUGUGUGAAUCUCUUGGAUACAGCUGUGCAGCACAUCACCGCAGGAGUCCGAGAGCAUCAGCAGGGCCAAGCUUGUGUGUUGGUGCUGCGGGCGAUGCAGAACGGAGAUGUGAAGAAGAUCCUGAGUGCUGAUGAGUGGACGCUCCUCUGUGAGAAAGUUUUGAAGCAGCUGGCUUUGAGUAUUGGUCAGGUUGGCCAAGCUGAGAGCAAAGUGGCCAAAGAGAAGCUGGUUAUAAACCUGGAGCUCUGUCAGUUUGUUGUGAAACACGUUCGUCAACAGAAACUGUCUGUGGAUCUAGAGCCCCUGAAGAAGGUCCUACAGUCAUUGAUCAAUAAUGUCACAUUCAAAAAGACUGGGAAACUGGAGGACACGUACUGGGCUGUGAUGAAACAUUUUGGAGUGAUGAAGCCCAAGGUUGAAAAGGCGGAGCCAGACAAGGACGGCGAGCAGGAGGCUGCUCCCAAGAAGAAGAAAGGAUUUCUGCCAGAAACAAAAAAACGUAAAAAGCGAAAUAAACCUGUUCUAGAACCAGCGGGAGACAAGUCCGCCUCCUCCGGCAAACCAGGGGAGCAGAAGGGACAAGCGAAAAAGAAACAGGACAAGAAGGCUAAACAGAAACGACCUGCCGAUGCCGCAAACGCUGCACAGUCCAACCCGGCCAAGAAGAGCAAAACACAACCUGACAGCAAAGCUGGCAAGAAGAAGAAGAAACCCAAGCAGAAGAAAAAAGGAGGGCAAAUAUAAGAGGGACUAUUUAAACUUGGAUGGAAAGCGAUCCUUUUAAACGGCCGUUUAUUUUUUACUUCUUUAGCUUUGAAUGUUUAAUGUUUAAUCAGACAUACUUAAGGAAAAAAAAAAGAA
Messenger RNA from Cyprinodon tularosa, 4015 nucleotides. RefSeq names its product MYB binding protein (P160) 1a (gene mybbp1a). The record is from RefSeq and is a predicted model, not a curated record. The transcript has 27 exons. Gene Ontology annotation, biological process: regulation of DNA-templated transcription. NCBI's taxonomy places the organism in Eukaryota, Metazoa, Chordata, Actinopteri, Cyprinodontiformes, Cyprinodontidae. Gene Ontology annotation, molecular function: RNA binding; transcription factor binding; sequence-specific DNA binding. Bases 71 to 3898 code for a protein of 1275 amino acids. Gene Ontology annotation, cellular component: nucleolus.